Messenger RNA from Wallemia mellicola CBS 633.66, 1602 nucleotides. RefSeq lists its product as hypothetical. Gene Ontology annotation, molecular function: protein binding. Lineage: Eukaryota; Fungi; Basidiomycota; Wallemiomycetes; Wallemiales; Wallemiaceae. The transcript has 2 exons. The record is from RefSeq and is a predicted model, not a curated record. Bases 13 to 1548 code for a protein of 511 amino acids.
GUGAUUGACAAAAUGAUUCAUGAUAAAAUUCAAUUUAGUUCAGCUAUACUUAAAAUAAUAUGGUCAAAGAAGUUACAUUGGCGUGAUCAAUCGUUUACACUUAAAGUUUGGGAGAAAAUGAAUGAAGGGAAUGUCUCACCAAAUUUCAAUAUUUUAUAUCAAGCAUUAAAGGUUGCAGCCAAGAGGGGUAAUGUAAUUGAAUGUCAACUAUACUAUGAUAAAAUCAAAGAAAUGAAAAAUUUAUCAAAUUAUCAAUGGGAAUGUGUACAUUCUACUUAUAUUUCUGGAUUAGAAUUUGAUCCAAUUGCAGCUCAAGCUUUUUAUGAUAAUCUACCAAAACAAUCAACCAAAGCAAAAGUUGCUGUUUUAAAUGUAAUAGCUAAUUCGAAACACAUCACACCAACAAAGUUGAUUGAGAUAUUAUCUACACUUCCUGAUAAUGUUAAAGUUGUAGGAUAUGGUUCAAUCAUGCGUGGAAUGUCAAAAAGGGCAUUAUACUACGACGUUAUUAGUGUUUAUAAUCACUUAAAAAGAAGUAAUCUAAGUUAUGAUUCACAUAUUCUAGGAAUACUCAAACCUUUAGUAAAGGCUUAUUCAGAAUUGGGGAUGUAUAAUAAAGCUAUAGAAUUAUUAGAUGAACAUAAUGGGAAGCUAUCAGUUGGAUUGAUACACCCAUUACUCAAUAACUUGGCAUUCAAUAGAGAAAGAUAUGGUGUAUGGUGGAUAUGGUCCAAUAUGCUAACCAGAUGGGAGGUUUCACCAAAUUCAACAACCUUGAGUAUAGCAUUGAGAGCAGCAUUUCAACAACAUAUAUCACAACAAGAUAAAUCACAAACAGGAACUUAUCCGUGCGAUUACUUUAUAGUUGAAAAAUAUCACGAAUCAUCGUUUAAAUACCACAUUAAAGAACUAGGAAGAGGUUUUAAAGCUGAAUUUAGAGAGAUGACCGGUACACAUUCAAUGUCAGAUGAUAGAUUAGAACAUUCAGAGAUGUUUUGGAGAAAAAUGGAAGCAGUUUUUAGAACUAUUGUUUUACAGCAACAUCCUGAACUAUCCACGAUUGAGCCGCCAGUCGAGCUAAAGAACGAACCAAAUUGGGAUAAACUGAUAUUUAACCACUUCGAUAAAUCUAGGCAUAAUAAUAUAUCGAUCAAUAGUGAACAUUUCGAUGCCUACGUUAAAAUACUCUUUGAUAAGAGGACGAGCGGUUCAUAUGAGAACACAAACUUAAUAAUGUUAUCAUUAAGUUGGAUGAGAAGCUUAGGAUUUAUACCAUCUAGACAAACUAUUUUCAGAAGUAUCAUCUCACUUAAUGAAAGUAUAUCACCAAUGUUUAUGUCCGAUAUUAAAAGGAUUAUAGGAAAUUCAGUCAAUAAUCAAGAGCAACAGGAUUUACAUAGUCAACUAUUUGCAUUAGAUGCAUUCAACAAGAGUAAAGAUGUUGAAUUAUUCUAUAAAUGGCUAAGUGAAUGGAUAGAAAUACCAAAUGAAUUAGACAUAUUUAUCUUCUGGAAUGCAGAAAUAAAGAGAAUUUCAACAGAAAAUUGAUUAACAUCUUUCUUCUCUUUCUUUCUCCAACUUUGUGAUAAGAUUCCAGUGAUC